Molecule: messenger RNA, 942 nt
Organism: Capronia coronata CBS 617.96
Lineage: Eukaryota; Fungi; Ascomycota; Eurotiomycetes; Chaetothyriales; Herpotrichiellaceae
Exons: 4
Coding region: 1-942 (313 amino acids)
Biological process (GO): carbohydrate metabolic process
Molecular function (GO): hydrolase activity, acting on carbon-nitrogen (but not peptide) bonds
Source: RefSeq, a predicted model, not a curated record
AUGGGAAAGAAACGAGUUUUGGUCACUUACGGAGUUGACAUUGACGCCGUCGCCGGAUGGCUGGGAUCGUAUGGCGGAGAAGAUUCAACCAGUGAUAUCAGCAGAGGUCUCUUCGCCGGCACGCAUGGAACGCGACGCCUUCUCAAGUUGUUUGAAAAGUACAACAUCAAAGCAACCUGGUUUAUCCCGGGACACAGCCUCGAGACGUUUCCGGAAGAAUGCGCUAUGGUUCGGGACGCCGGCCACGAGAUUGGACUUCAUGGAUACUCACACGAAAAUCCGUCAGACAUGACGUUCGAGCAGCAAAAGGACGUUCUCGACAAGACGUUCCGCUUGCUGACCGACUUCUGCGGCAAGCCACCGCGAGGCAGUGUUGCCCCUUGGUGGGAAGUCAGCGAGGCUGGCACAGAGCUCUUGCUCAGCUACGGGAUCGAGUAUGAUCAUUCCAUGGGCCAUGAGGACUGUCAGAUGUACUGGCUUCGGGCCGGCGACACGUGGACCAAGAUCGACUACAACAAGCAGGCCAAAGAGUGGAUGAAGCCUCUUGUUUACGGCAAAAUGACCGGGCUGGUUGAGAUCCCUGGAUCGUGGUACAUAGACGACUUGCCGCCCAUGAUGUUCAUCAAAAACUCUGCCAACAGUCACGGCUGGGUGAACCCGAGAGACAUUGAGGACAUCUGGAAGGACCAUUUUGACUACUACUACCGGGAAUUCGACGAGUUUGUAUUCCCAAUGACCAUCCACCCGGACGUUUCAGGUCGACCACAUGUUUUGCUUAUGCACGAAAGGAUCAUCGAAUACAUCAACAAGCAUGAAGGCGUUGAAUGGGUUACGAUGGAGCAGAUGUGCGACGAUUUUAAGAGCAAAAACACGCCCCCGGAAGGCGCCCUGAUGCCGGCUCCGGCAGGAGAGAUCUUGAAGAAUCCUCCAUUGCUGAGCUGA